GCUUUAGACGUUGCAUCAUUGACGUUUCAACAUGCCAUUGCACAAACGGAGUUUCACAAAAUAUUUUAGAAAAUUAGUAUACGCCUCGUUCUAAACAUGUGUCGAAAACUUGGGUAUAUUUUCGAAAAAUGCGGAACGAAUUAUUCCAAAACUAUACUUAAAAAUUACACAGUUGAUUUGUAAGAGUAAUUUUUUCAGCUUUCAAGGAAAAUGUUUGGGAGCAAAUUAAGGGCUUGGAUGGAAGCUGUGAGGCCUAAAAAGAAACAGCAUCGAAGAGAUAAGCAAGGAAAAACGACCGUCCAAAACUCCAGGCCUAACGUAAACACUCACACCGUAACGUGGAAGAACACUUGCUUAUUGGAUAGUGAAAAAAAGGAUGUUGAAUGUGAAAAUAACUAUGGAAAUUCUCAAGGUGAAAAGGACGGAGUUACCAAUACUCAGCUCUCUAGAUAUUCAACUACAAAUUUGUCUUCCCCUGAAUCUGCCUAUUCGACUGGUUACAGCACUGAUGGGACGUCUCCUGGAGCACCCCCUGAUUAUUUGUUAAACGGAACUAACAGAACAUCUGUGGAACAUCGGCUGAACACACCAAAUACAUCAGCUCACAUUCCUCCUUCAUCCAGGACCGCAAAACAUUUUUCAAAACCCGUUCAAAACCCACCAAAUCCUAGUGUAGCGUCACCUGUUCCAUCAAAGGCGAAGGAGUAUUUAGAAGAGAAAGAUAAGGGGAAUCACACAGCGUUUUUCGGGAAAAUUGAAGAUACUUCUGGCUUGGUAUCUCCAAGACAGCGGAAUCGCAUUAGGACAAAUCCAUGGCUUCCAGGCGGUACAAGUAGUGCUGCCCCCAGUCCCUUACCGACUAGACAAGAGAAGAAGACUCCAGUUGCCUUAAGAAGCUACAGAAAUAGUCCGAUUCAAAAUAGAUACUUAAGUCCUGUGGCUCAUAGAAGAUCCCUGUCUUCUUCAUCUUGCUCGUCACUGAGUGCAGGCAAUCACACAUUUGAUCAUCGCGUUCCGAGAUCACUAAGCGACGAAGACGAUUGCACUCUAAACGAGAUGAUGGGAAAGUAUGACGAAAGCUAUGUUUAUGAGAAAGAAACAGACAUUCUAAGUGAUAGUGACCCGACUGAUUGUGAAAGCGAUAUUGACACUGGUCAAGACGGAGGCGACGAAGAUGAGAAUGCUGAUGCAGAGCUAGACUUCAUUGAUAAUGGUUCCUACAUAGAAUUAAAUUGUAAGACAGAUAAUACAGGACAUUGUUCGUAUUUCAUUCCACAAGACAGUCAGCGCCGCAAAUCAUCAAGAAAACGCACUUCGCGCAGAGCUAAAGAGCCUAGUGAGAGAAAUCGUAAAUCUAACACUAGUAAGAAAAAUCACAGGCAAUCAUCCGAGAAAAAUAAAUACAGCUUUCACCGAGAUGGUUCAAAAAGUGCUGGUGCUACGCCACUUUCCGUCCGAAGAUCAAGCCUAAAACCACGAAACUACGAGCUACAAGAAGCUUGCCUGAAAAAACGUUCCAACUCCGUCAGCUUCAAUCGAGAUCCCACUGUGCUCAUAGACAAAAGAGACAGAGAAGCUGACAUCAAGUACAGAGAACUCAUAGGUCAGGCAGAACAAAUAAUACGUACGAUGAAUAUAAACGGGUUAUCACCUCGAAGAAUACCAGGGCCUACGAAUAAAAGGGUUGAACUUCUUAGAUAUACCGAGUGCAGCAAGCCAGAGACACCGCUGUUGCCGAACUGUAACGCACCUCCGUCCAAUAAUUUACUUAAAAAUACUCGGUUUAGCCCUAAGAAAAAUCAUAUCACAAAUUUUAUGAUAAACAACUCUCCUGUUCUAGUCAGGAAAGAAUUGCAAGGACAGUCUCCUUUAGGCGUUCGAAAAGGUUUAAACGACGAAGUUAAUCAUUCCCCGUUAGUUAGUAGAAAGUACGAUGAAAGCCUGAAGAAGGUAUCCGUGGAGAAGCAAGAAGUUAGUCAUAGUUUUCUAGUCAAUAGUAGUUUUAAGCCAAAAAGCAUUUUGCAUAAGUCUGAAUAUGCCCACAUCGGUGUUCUGAGUCCUAGACACAGAAAAGCUGUAGAGCUGACGCUGGCAAGUAGUAGUUCGGAUGAAGAGACCUUUCAUAAAUCGAAGAAGAAACUUUCAAAAAGUUGCCCGCAGAGUGAACCAAUGAAGAGGAAGAAAUACUGCGAAAGGACUACCUUUAACGUCGCGAAAGGGCAUGGAAAAACUGUCGCGUUUAAUUUAAACAACGGGAUGCCAAAUUUAUCAUUAGAGAAUAGUUUAGGUAGUUCAGAAAAUUUGAGACAUCAGGUUUUGUUAAAUACUAUACAGAACUUGAAAAGAAAUUUAGAAGAUCAUUCGGCUUCGUUACAGCAGACUUAUAAAGGUACCCAUCACAAAUAUAAAUAUUAAGAUUAAUAAUUAUGGAGUAAUAUUGUUUCUAGUUUUUUACCGACAUAUUUGUAAGUUUCUUCCUUCAGUACGCUGGAAAGGGAAUCUAUUACACAUCUAAUUUUUGUAAAACGAAUAAACUCAUCUGAGAUUUUAACAGACCUACUAAUUAUGACAUUUCAAUAUGUUUCACAAUAUUCAGUGUAUUGAAGGAAAGAUUUAUUCAAUUUUUAAAAGAAACAAAUUCAAUAUGGGUAAAUAUAAUAACUCUUUGCCUUUGCAGUAUUUCAUAUGUUAAAACAAAUUUAAUACAAUAAUUAUUACUUAUUGAAUUUGUUACUUAUAAAAAAAGAAAUAUUUUAAUGCCACAUGUUAACUAUCACAAACUAUUUGUAAGGAAAUAAAUGUUAAGCUUAUUUUUGCCAAUAUUUUCUAUGAGAAGUCGUGAUGUUGAAUCCUUUUUUCCAAAUGUUAGAACCUUGCCUGUAGCUUAACAGUGUAUUCGUUAGUAAAACUCUUCGUACUUAAUACUCAUAUUAUGUGCAAUUGGAAUACAUAACACAUAGCGUUUGACCAGUUAUACUGAUUAUUUAUCUGUAUUAGUUAAUUGAAACUCAAGGUAGAAAGUUGACAUCAAGGGUUGCUUGUGUUUCAUUAUACAUUACUUAAAACUGGGAGAGAAACUUUAAACUUAAAGCAGACACAUAUGCCAUUGUAGGUUUUAGUGUAGAUCGAUAGUAGAUUUUUUGUAGUUAAUAAUUUUUUUAAUUAAAGAUGUUUAGUUAUAGCGUUAUACUACUAGUCCUGCUCCUAGAAAAUAGGACCAUUAGAACUUAUAUCAAUAGUUACCAGUAUAUGUAAUCGAAAUGUUAAAAUUUUCAUUUUCAGUGUCGACAGUUAUAGUAGCUUAGCUCUUGAGGCACAAUUUGGUUAAACUGUCUAUCACUACUGGGUGUAUUUUAUUUUUUAGCACAUUUUAACUCUUUUGUUGCCUCGAAUACCUGUUAAUUAGGUAGUAGUGAACGUAAUGUAGAAAAAGUUGUCAUUUUUACAACCGAAGCUCUACAACUCUACAAUGAUCGAAAAAUUAUGAAGCCCCCUGAACACUGUAUUGUAAUUAUUCUAUAUAUUUUCUUUCCAAUCUGGGGAUUGAUUUUUGGACAGCCUGUAUAGUAUAGGUUUGUGGGAGGAUGAAAGCUGACCCCAGUAAGUUUAUUAAAAAGAUUAGAAUCUGAGUUGGGGGUUUAUAGUCGUACUUUAAAAAAAGAUAGCUCUUGAAUUAUGUAAAUAAAUUGUAAAAAUUUUAUCGUUAUAUACUUUUAUAUUUUAGUACUUUAUUUCAAAAUAUGUGGCAUAAUAGCUCAGUAUAUGGCGUUUUUUUCCCAAUUAACUGUUGGAUUGUCGAUAUUUUGGCUCAAUUCCAAUAUAGGUCAUUAACACACGAUAUAUUUCAAGCCAAACUCAGUGGCUUACUGUAUUUUUCUAUUAUAACAGAAUUUUUAAAUGUGUCAACUUCAAUUACAUUUAAAAUUGUGCCAAAUAGCAAUCAAAUUUCUAAUUAUUUAGAAAAGGAUGAUUAGAAUUCAAAAUAUUCAAGAGCUAUCUGCGUAUUCUUUAAGCGAUAAUGACUCGAAUUACUUCAAAUAUCCUUACUGUUUGUACUUGAAAUUUUGUUCUUCGUUGUUACUGUUAAUAUUUAAAAUAUAUAUUUAUUUUUUUCCUGUUCUUUUAUAUCGUUUUAAUAAGAAUAACUUUGUAGUUAAUACAUGCUACAAGCUGAAGUAACACGGGCAUGUUACAUGUGAUUAUUUUAAGUAAUAAAUCCAGUCUGACAAAUUUAAAAAAAAAACUGAAACAAAACAGCUAAGCUGAAUUUUUUACAUUGGUUUUGUUGAAUUUUAGUUA
Messenger RNA from Sitophilus oryzae (rice weevil), 4299 nucleotides. RefSeq lists its product as uncharacterized. Bases 211 to 2415 code for a protein of 734 amino acids. The record is from RefSeq and is a predicted model, not a curated record. NCBI's taxonomy places the organism in Eukaryota, Metazoa, Arthropoda, Insecta, Coleoptera, Curculionidae. The transcript has 9 exons.